Paramecium sonneborni is the source of this 570-nucleotide messenger RNA. Lineage: Eukaryota; Ciliophora; Oligohymenophorea; Peniculida; Parameciidae. The record is from the annotation of a GenBank genome assembly.
AUGGAUGAUCCAAUGGAAAUUGAAUAAAGUGAAAUGAAAGUUUAAGAAGUUCCUUAAUAGAACAGAUUUCUUCAUUCUAAACGAAUGAUUAUAGUUGAUGAGAAAUGUUAAGCAAUAGUUCCAGAUAAACCAGAAAAAACUUUAGAAAAUUUUAAAAAGCAUGUAAAAAUAGUUAAUUAUGAAUAGAAACAAAGUCUAAUUUUUUAAACUGAAUAAAUUUAAAGUCUAUCCACAAUUGAUGAUUAUCUGCUAUUUGCAUCAUCUUUAAUCUUGAACUAAGUAGAUGAUAACACAAAUGAAGAUAUUAAAAAGAAGAAUAAGGGUUUUAGUGGUGAUGGCUUAAUUUUAAGUGGAUUAUCCAUAACUUAAGAAUAGNAUAAAUCCCCUUUAAAGAAAGCUUUUCUUUUUAUUAUAAUAUUUAAAACUUAGUUUAUAUAAGAUCCUUCUAAAUUUAAAUCUAAAGAUCCUGUAGACAAAAAAAUUUGUGAGUUAUACAGAAAAAUAUUAGUAUACUAAUAUAAUUAUUAUAUUAAUAAUCUCAAUUACAUAUUCUUAAUUUAAAUCCAAUGA